AGGCUGUCAGGUUUGUCCUUGGGUAGAUGGAUCACCUGAUGUAGACACUGGGGACCAAACCCUGGGAUUGGCUUAAAACAGGCCUGUGUUGAUCCAGUGGCUGGCUUUGGCAGCUUGUCAAUCUGCUGUCAGAUCAAAAGCCUAGAAAUAGUGUCAGGGCAGCCUGCUGGACUCAGUUUGAGAAAGGAGGCAGCGAUGCAAGUGCUAACCAAGCGGUACCCCAAGAACUGCCUGCUGGCCGUCAUGGACCGGUACUCAGCUGUGGUGCACAACAUGGAGCAGGUGGUGAUGAUCCCCAGUCUUCUGCGGGAUGUGCAGCUGAAUGGGCAUGGGGGCUCAGCCCAGGAGGGGGCCCCUGAUCUCUAUUCCUACUUCACCAUGCUUAAGACCAUCUGUGUGGAAGUGGACCACGGGCUGCUUCCAAGGGAGGAGUGGCAGGCCAAGAUAGCUGGCAGCGACAUCACUGAGGCUGAGAAUGAAGUUUCUGAGGCAGAGGAGGCUGAUGAAGAGAGAGUCUCAGGGGAGCUGGACCUGGAAGCCCAGUUCUAUCUGCACUUCUCCAGUCUCCAUGGCAUCCUUACCCACCUUACCCUGAAAGCCCAGGAGGUGACGAGGAAAUACCAGGAAAUGAUGGGACAGGUCCCAUAGGCCUCCAACUCUAAGGAAGGUCACGUUACACAGAAGGCAGACUCUGAUGAGGCUCAGCAGUGCAUCAGCCUGGAGACCGGAAAGGAAGGCUGGACCUGCAGCUGAAGAUUGUCUCUGCAAUGCUUCCCCACCUUCCUCGAAGUACCAAUUUGCCUCUGGUUACCAGCUAGCCUGUAUGAUGUUUGUUGCUGCUCUCCUCUUCCUCCACUUAUCAGCUUGAGGGGGUGACUAGUGGUUAAGGCAGUGUGGAUCAGUAGAAAGCAGAUUUGUUAGCACAUGAUCCAAGUUCAUAUCCCUCUUCUCUGCAGCCAUCUACUUAAUGGUCAUGAUAUUCACCCACUGGAGCCCAAAUUCCCUCCUGUAUAAAACGACACUGCUGUAUCUACCUCACAAGGUUAUGAAAAAACAAAACAAGAUGACUCAAAAGCCCCUUGCACUCAAGAGCUCUUGCAACUGGCCGGUUUCCUCCCAUCUUCCCCGGUGUACUUGCUGGGGUCCUUGCUUUUCACCCUCCAGGAGAGGUAGAGGUGGAGUUCUGUGGAACAAGCAGCUCUCCUGCUGGAUCUGCUGACCACUGAUGAGGCUGAGCACGGGUGAAUUACGAACCUAUUUAUUGCAGUAAUGGAAAAAAUGUGAUGUGUAUGUCUUUAUGAAGAGCACUUUCUCUGAUAUAAUUUCAUGGUUUACAACUGGACUCCAGUGAGAAGACAAUUUAUUUGGUUUUUCCCCCAAUCUGCAAAUAGUCAUACUGCCACCCAAUCUGAAGCCAUGUACCUAACAAGUUUACUAAUCUCUAAAACCUAAUCUGAUCAUAAAAACUAAGCCUGAAAACAAAAAGGCUCUGGACAGCAUUUGGAACUGAUGGUCUGUAAAGAAAUAAUCUCUCCUAGUACUGGAGGGGGGAAAGGCACUUCCUGUCUGGGAUAUGUGGUCUUCCUUCCUCCGCCCUCAGCUCCACCACAGACUAUGCUAGGUACCAAGCCCAUCUUCCCCAGAAUGACCCACCUGAGCGCCAAGCUUGUAUCAUCAGAAUGUUACUAUUCACCCUGUUGAAUGCUCCCCCGGCCCCGUAGUAUUACAGGGAGAGCUCAGAAAUACAAACCUGUCAUUGCUGGCCAGAUAGCUCAGUAGAUAAGGGUGCUUGCCAAGCCUGACAACCUGAGUUUGAUCCCCAGAACCCUCAUGAUGGAAGGAGAGAACCAACUCCAAGUUGUCCUGCAUAUUCAUGCGUGCUUUCGCACACACGCACACACGUUAGCACACACGCGUGCGCGUGCGCGCACACACACACACACACACACACAUAAAAAAGUAAAUAAAAAUCUUUUGGUGAAUCAAAAGUGAUGACAUGUUUUAAUCCCAGCACUUGGGUAAACUGAGGCAGGAAGAUCAAAUGCUAACUGGUUGUGCAGGGAGAUUCUGUCUCACAAAAACUCAAAUUACAAACAAUCCCCCCUUUGGUGACUUCCCAAUACUUAAAGGAUCAAGUCAAAAUGAUUUUGUAUAACACAAAACCCUUCAUAAUCUUACUUGCUUUGUAUUUUCCUCAAAUAAAAGAGAAGGCAAAUAGUUUAUGAAGGGUCGGAUACUACUUCAGACUUUGCAAGAGAAGGCCUUCGUCACCCACGUCUGCUGCCAUAGCACCAGAGCAGCCAUAAUCAACACAUACAUGAACACAGCUGUGUGCCAAUAAAACUUUAUUAACUUUG
Molecule: messenger RNA, 2357 nt
Organism: Nannospalax galili (Upper Galilee mountains blind mole rat)
Lineage: Eukaryota; Metazoa; Chordata; Mammalia; Rodentia; Spalacidae
Gene: Thrsp
Product: thyroid hormone responsive
Exons: 2
Coding region: 196-648 (150 amino acids)
Biological process (GO): regulation of lipid biosynthetic process
Cellular component (GO): cytosol
Source: RefSeq, a predicted model, not a curated record